AUGGGCCCUGCGGGCGCGGGCAAGACAACCUUCUGCAACGCCAUCAUCCAGCAGCUCCAGAACACACGCAGAAGCUGCUUCUACGUGAACCUCGACCCAGCGGCAGAAACCUUCAGCUACGAGCCGGAUCUGGACAUCCGCGAACUCAUCACUUUAGAGGACGUCAUGGAGGAGCUCGAACUAGGACCAAACGGCGGCUUGAUCUACUGCUUUGAAUUCCUGCUACAAAAUCUCGACUUCCUGACGCAAGCGCUCGAUCCCUUGAGCGAGGAAUAUCUGAUCAUCUUCGACAUGCCGGGCCAGAUCGAACUGUACACGCAUAUUCCCCUCAUUCCGUCAUUAGUGCAGUUCCUGUCCCGCGCGGGUCCGUUGAAUAUAAAUCUCUGCGCGGCAUAUCUUCUCGAGAGCACGUUUGUGGUGGAUAAAGCUAAGUUCUUCGCGGGGACUCUGAGCGCCAUGUCCGCUAUGUUGAUGAUGGAGAUGCCGCACAUCAAUAUUCUGAGUAAGAUGGAUCAGGCCAGGGAGAUUAUGUCGAGGAAGGAAUUCAGGAGAUUCGCGAAUGUCGAUGUGCAGUCAUUGCAGGACGAUGAAGAGAUAGAAGAUGAAACUACAGCGACUGAUCCCUCGUCUAGGGGUGCCGUUCUGAGUGGGAACUCCUUCAAGCGGCUGAAUCGGGCUGUUGCGCAGCUUAUCGAUGAUUUCAGCAUGGUGUCCUUCUUGCAGCUGGAUGUUCAGGAUGAAGACAGUGUUGCGGCUGUUCUCAGUCAUAUUGACGAUGCCAUUCAGUUCCACGAGGCGCAGGAACCGAGAGAGCCACAUGACGAACAGGACGUGAACUGGGAGGACGCAGAUUAG
This is a messenger RNA of Monascus purpureus, 855 nucleotides long. NCBI's taxonomy places the organism in Eukaryota, Fungi, Ascomycota, Eurotiomycetes, Eurotiales, Aspergillaceae. The record is from the annotation of a GenBank genome assembly.